Messenger RNA from Fomitiporia mediterranea MF3/22, 1184 nucleotides. RefSeq lists its product as uncharacterized. The coding region runs from base 76 to 525 and encodes 149 amino acids. Gene Ontology annotation, molecular function: nucleosomal DNA binding; double-stranded DNA binding; structural constituent of chromatin. Gene Ontology annotation, biological process: chromosome condensation; negative regulation of DNA recombination; nucleosome assembly. The transcript has 7 exons. Gene Ontology annotation, cellular component: nucleosome; nucleus. The record is from RefSeq and is a predicted model, not a curated record. NCBI's taxonomy places the organism in Eukaryota, Fungi, Basidiomycota, Agaricomycetes, Hymenochaetales, Hymenochaetaceae.
AGUCUCUCUCCUUCCAUCUACUUGCUUGUCGCCUACCAUCCACAUAGCAUCCGUACUUUACUUACUACCCACAACAUGCCUAAGACAACAUCAUCGACUAAGAGAGGCUCAGCUGCCAAGAAGGUGACAAAGCCUUCUGCUCACCCGAGUUGGGUCGAUAUGAUCAAGGAAUGCAUUGUUGCGCACCCAGAAGAUGCUCGUAUGGGUGUAUCUCGGCCGACCAUUAAGAAGUUCAUAGAGUCUAAGUACAAGAUCACUAUGGACGCCUUUCAUACCUCGCAACUUUCGCGAGCCAUCGUUUCUGGCUCCGAGAAAGGCACCUUUGUGCUCCCGAAGGGUCGUUCGGGUAAGGUAAAGCUAGCCCCAAAAGCCAAAGCAGACGCUAUCAAAGAGAUACACAAGGCAGAGAAAGAGAAUAAGAAGGCUCCCAAGGUCAAAAUAACUGCUCCUAAGAAGGCCGCCGCUCCCAAGAAAACUUUGACGACAAAAGAGGUAGGCGAAUGGUUGCAUUAUAUGAUCAGAUAAGUAUCAAUGCAUUUAUGUACAGAGUAACAAGCCUUCGCCAACAAAGGCCUCGAGUGGCAAGGCGCAGACCAGUAAGCCCGCCGCGAAGGCUCGAUCCAGGACUGCCAACAAGAAACCAACUCCAAAGACUGUGAAGAAGCGAGCAGCAAAGACAACCGCACCUAAGAAGUCGACUGCGAAAUCGACUGCGAAAACAACUGCCAAGAAGACCUCGACGAAGAAGAAUGAUACUAAGAAGGCUGCUGCGAAGGCGGCCGCGUCCAAGCCGAAGAAACCUGCCUCGAAAGCGAAACCAAGCUCGAAAACAGCUGCGGCUCCGAAGAAGCCGGCUUCCUCCAAAUCCGCGAAGCCUGCUUCAGCGACAACGAAGCCUGCAUCAACGAAAAAAGAUUGAUUGCGUCUCUUACUUAUAUUAAAUUCCGUGCCACCGGGGCCUACUUUCAAACUUAUUGCGACUAUCGUUGUUUGAUUUGGCGAGUCUUGUUAAGGGACGUUCCUUUAUAAGUUGUGUAUAUCAUAUGAUUUAUAUCCGCAUUCUUCUACACUUUAUGUUCUCAUCAUGCACAUGUAUGCUGUCGACUAUCCAUGUAACCAGUGCGGAUAUACGGUGGAUCUUUCCGCUGUAUCUCCCUUUGUGUUUGUUUCUACAUUCUCAAAUU